Paecilomyces variotii is the source of this 2405-nucleotide messenger RNA. Its product is annotated as DNA methyltransferase 1-associated protein DMAP1. The coding region runs from base 235 to 2118 and encodes 627 amino acids. Lineage: Eukaryota; Fungi; Ascomycota; Eurotiomycetes; Eurotiales; Thermoascaceae. Gene Ontology annotation, cellular component: NuA4 histone acetyltransferase complex; Swr1 complex. Gene Ontology annotation, biological process: chromatin remodeling; DNA repair; negative regulation of transcription by RNA polymerase II. Gene Ontology annotation, molecular function: transcription corepressor activity. The transcript has 3 exons. The record is from RefSeq and is a predicted model, not a curated record.
UUUCGGUCCAGCUGGCACCAUCGCUGAUUGGGGAAAGGCUUGGCGCGACUUCAAUCCUGAGCCGCAUCAUUAACAUUCGCCGCAACGAGCAUCACCGCGUCUGCUUCUCAUCAUCGCGUUCAUCGAUUUCUGGCGUUCUUUACCUUCCAGAGGCGUCCUUUUUCAAGUCGACAUCACUUGCGCACGCCCUUCUCGUCUCGUUAUCCUGUCGACCGCAGUCACAGAGCCGCCAACAUGGCCGCCGCAGAUGUUCGCGACAUGUUGGAUUUGCCCGCGGACGGGCAGCAUCCAAGACCCCACAAGAAGCAGAAGGUUGUCGAAAAGAGGCCAGAGGGAAUAACCCGCGAGCUUUUUGCUCUACUUGGAGAAAGGGCACCUCCGAUCGCCAUUAAUGAAAACCGGUACAAGGGACGACCAAAAUGGAUGAGCAAGACCAAAGUGCGCCCAUGGCGUAUGACACCGUUCACGAAUGCGGCUCGAUCGGAUGGCCUUGUUCUGCGACAUUGGCAGAGAGAGACGGAUAUUCCGAAACAGGCACCUCCGCCAGAGGGAACCGAGAUGGAAGUGGAUGAGAAGAAGAAGGACGAGCCGUCUAGUGCCGUGGAUGGUAGCAUAUAUCCAUUCGCGAAAUACAACAUCAAGGCACAGGUGCCGAAGAGAUACACCGAUGAGCAGUACAACAGAUAUUUGAAGAGCGAUGACUGGACACGGGAAGAGACGGAUUAUCUUAUGGAUCUUGUGGAAGAAUAUGAUCUACGAUGGGUCGUGAUCGCCGACCGCUACGAUUACCAACCGCGAGGGACAGACGCUGGCGCAGAGGGAAACGCCACGGCCAUGGUACCAGCACAGAGAUACCGUACAAUGGAACAGAUGAAGGCGCGUUACUACACGGUUGCUGCCAACAUGCUAGCACUCGAACAUCCACCGUCUGAAAUGUCGGAAGCAGAAUUCGAUCUCCAUGAAAAGAUGAUGAAAUUUGAUCCGGAACGGGAGAGAGCGCGCAAGGAAUUGGCUGGUCUGCAGCUGAAUCGCUCGGCCGACGAAGUGCGCGAGGAGAUGAUCCUUCUGGAAGAGCUUAAGCGCAUCACAGCCAACGAGCAGCAGUUCAUCGCUGAACGCAGAGAACUGUACUCAAGGCUCGAAGUUCCCAUCAGCGUCGGCAACACCACGAUGUAUCAGUCCAGCCAAGGCCUAUCACAGCUGCUGCAGAUGUUGCUGCAAGCUGACAAGAGCAAGAAGCGCCGUUCCAUUCUCGGUCCCGAAGCUGCUGCAGCUAGCCCUGCCGCGCAGACUCCUGCUGGAAACGCUCCAAGCAGUGCCAGGGACAGCAGAGCAGACACCCCUACCGGUCCUACUGCUGCAACAAACAAGAAAUCUGUCGCAGCAGCCGCAGCUGCUGCUAACAAGGAGGCUCAGCAGACUAUCAAGACUCUCACACCGGCCGAAGAAGCCAAAUACGGUGUACAGCACCACGACCGUCUCGCACCCGGUGUCCAAUUCCGGAGCGACAGAGCUCAGAAGCUCACCCAAGCCAAAUCGAACAUCCAGACUCAGAAAUUGGCCGCCGCUCUCAACGAGCUUGAAGUCCCUCUCCGCCUCGUCAUGCCCACAGAGCGCGUAUGCAAGGAAUUCGAAAGACUUAUCCACUCCGUCAAUCUCCUCCUGGACGCCCGAAAGGUCUCCGAGAAAGUCGAGAGCGAAAUCCGCAUCAUCGAAGCCGCCAAGGCCGAGAAGGAGCGCAAGGAACGUGAAGCAAGAGGCGAAACAGAAAAGGACCAGGAAAAGAAACCCCAAGUCAAAACUGAAUCCGACGACCAACAACAACAACCUACUCCUACUACCACAGCUCCUAUUCCCGAGGGAGGUGACGCCACUACUUCUACUGAAGGAACUUCUUCCAACCCUACUACUACCUCCGAUGGACAAGACAAAUCUUCUGCCGAAAGACCGAACGACGCCCCCGCUACAGGACCAGCUGACAACAACACUACAGCAACAGCAGAUGGCGAAAAUGCGAACGGAGACAACAAAGAUAAAGAUGACUCGGCCUCACAUAAGCGUUCAGCAAGUGUUCUCAGCUCCGUAAGCGACAAGAGCGCGAAGAGGCAGAAGAAGUAGACUAGGGACAGACAAUACGCUUUGUUUUGUCCCUUUUCUUGAUGAGUUAUCUGUUAUAUCCCAUCUGGUGUGGCAUGGCAGUUGGUAUAAUUGUAUAUUAUGUCCUUAUUCAUGGGAGUUCUCUAAUUGAUCAUGGGAGCGGGAACGGUUGGCGUUCCUUUCUUUUUUUUUUGCCGGUACAGCUUCUACAAGAUUUCUUUCCUGUGUAGCUUUGGUCGUCAGCCUACUACGGUAUGCAGUAACUCUUUCAAGUUCUAUAAUGGUUUUUUUUUAAAGAAAAAGUAGUG